Chaetomium fimeti is the source of this 3090-nucleotide messenger RNA. Its product is annotated as Utp14 protein-domain-containing protein. Gene Ontology annotation, cellular component: small-subunit processome; nucleolus. The transcript is spliced from 2 exons. The coding region runs from base 179 to 2935 and encodes 918 amino acids. Gene Ontology annotation, biological process: rRNA processing. NCBI's taxonomy places the organism in Eukaryota, Fungi, Ascomycota, Sordariomycetes, Sordariales, Chaetomiaceae. The record is from RefSeq and is a predicted model, not a curated record.
CUGCCCACCCCACGACCCAACCUCCCAGCUCACCGCCCAAAAGUUGCUGGGCAAUUUUCCGGCAGAAAAAUAAUUAUUAUCUAGGUAGAUUUCCCACCCAUCCACAACACCACCAUCCACGCAACCGAUCACACGGCGACAGCACACUCGCCCAACGAAAAAUCGACAAAAAAGAAAGAUGCCAGGCCGCCAAUCCCACGGCCGCCCCGUCCUCCCCACCUCCGGGGGAGGCGGCAAACCGGGAAAAUCGCACGCGAAGACAUUCAAAAAGUCCCGUGCGAAAGCCACCGCCAAAGCGCUCGACGCAUUUGCCACCGCAGCCGAACAGUUCCCCGAGUCGACGCGCGGCGUGCGCACCCGCGGACUCGAAGACAAGCCGAACCCCCAGAAACGGCAGCGGCGCGGGGAGGACGAGGAGGACUCUGACGAUCUGGAUGAAGACGAGGACGCCGGGCCGAAGAAGCGGGCGAGGAGGGAUGAAGAUGGCGGUGGAGACGAGGAUGGGUUUGAUGGCUUUUCGGACGGUGGCGAGGGCAGUGAUAGUGAGGAGUGGCAUGUGGGUGUAGCGGCGGAGGAUGAUGAUUCCGAGCUUGAUUCGGACGAGGCGUUCGGAGAGAGUGAUGAGGAGCGGUUUGAUGGGUAUGCUUUUGGAGGGAGUACGUCCAAGGGGAAGAAGCCGAAGAAAAAGAAGAGGGCGGGAGAGGAGGAUGAGGAGGAAGAGGGGGAAGAUGACGAUCUGGAGUCGCUGGGCUCGGAUGCAAUUGAUCUUGCGACUGCGUUGGAUCAGUUCUCUGAGGAUGAGGAGGAAGAAGAGGGGGAGGAGUCGGGGUCCGAAGAGGACGAGGAGUCUACUGACGGGGAUGAUGAGAGCGAGGAGGAUGAUGAAGCUGACCCCUCAAAAUUGGACGCGCUCGAAAGCAUGAUUGCCGGGUUCGCUGGCGAGGAUGAGGAAGACGAGGAGCCGGGGACACAAAACAAGGCUAAGCUCAGUCUGAAGGAUCUUGGCCUUGCAGGUGUCAAGGACCCGCGCAUGAAGCGGUCGCUCAGACUCAUGAACAAGGAAGAAAAAGCCGUCAAGCCUGGCUCGUCCAAGAAACUGGAAGUUCCCCUCGCCCAGCGCCAGCAGGACCGCCUCCUUCGCAGCGCUGCCUACGAAAAGACCAACGAGACCCUCGACAAGUGGAUCGACACUGUCAAGCACAACCGGCGCGCUGAUCACUUAGUCUUCCCUCUCGCUCAAAACGCCCACGACCGCGGACUCGAUAGCGGAGAGCUCAUGCCCAUCACCCAAAAGACAUCCGGGACGGAGCUGGAGCAGACGAUCCUGUCCAUCAUGGAGGAGAGCGGGCUUGGGCCGAGCACUAAAGCGGAGAAGAAGGAAGAUGGUGACGGACAGCCUGGGUUGUCGCAAGCGGAACAGCAAGAAAUCGCCCGGCAGCGGCGGCGCGAACGGGAGAUGCACUCGCGCGAGAUGGCCCGGGCAAAACGCAUCAAGAAAAUCAAGAGUAAGGCUUACCGCCGCAUCCAUCGCAAGGAGCUUCACCGCGAGGAGGAGGCAGAACGCGAAGAGGCGCUUGCGGCGGGCGAGCUCGAUUCGGACGACGAGCGUGAGGACCUGGACCGGAGACGUGCCAUGGAACGCAUGGGCACCCGCCAUAGGGAGAGCAAGUGGGCCAAGCUGGGCAAGAAGGCCGGGCGCGCAGUGUGGGAUGACAGCUUCCGGGCUGGCCUUACAGACAUGGCUCGGAGGAAGGAAGAACUGCGCCGCCGCAUUGAAGGUCAGGCUGGCGGCUCGGACGACGAAGAUGAGGGCUCUGAUGUCUCGGAUGCCUCUGAAGGGGGCGACCCCCGGCGCCGUCUCCUGAUGGACCUCGAGCGCGCGGCUGCCUACGAGGAUGAUGAAGAACCCAAGUCGAAGCUUUUCCAGAUGAAGUUCAUGCAAAGGGGCGAGGAGAUGCGCAAGAAAUUGAACGACGAGGCCGUGGCUGAGCUCCGUCGUGAGCUCGAUUCGGAUGACGGGGGUUCGGACGAGGAAGAAAUGGAUAUCGGUCGCCGGCAGUUUGGCAUGGGCAAUGACACGGCCGCUCCAAGAACAAGCCAAGCUAAGAAAGCGAAAGCCGCCGACGCUCGUGGAUCAGCCAAGCCGACAGCAGCCGCGGAGGCGACGCCGCAGCUAGACACCCAGCAGCGGUCUCCAGCGCCAAUGGUUGUUGAUGAUGCGUGGGCUGGAGCCGAACCCGAACCCGAACCCGCGCCAGUGGAGUCCACCACCAUUGUUGAGUGGUCUCAGGCUGGAUCUUCUGGUCGCAAGAGCAAGAAGGGAAGCAAGACCAAGGCCGUGAACAUCGACAUUUCCAUCGCCGCAGCAGAGGCGACCAAGGCCAAGCCGAGACCAAAACCUCAGGGCACUGCGAGCGGUCCGGCCGACGGCGUUCAAGACUCGGACGAUGACGAUGCCCUUCACCUGCCACUCGCCAUCCGCGACCAACAGAUGCUGGAGCGAGCCUUUGCCGGCGAGGACGUCCACGGCCAGUUUGAAGAAGAGAAGGCCGAGGUGGAGCACGAGGACGACGAGAAGGAGAUUGAUAACACUCUUCCCGGCUGGGGUAACUGGGUGGGCGACGGCGUGAGCAACCGGGACAAAAAGAGGCACCAAGGCCGAUUCAUCACCAAGGUUGAAGGUGUCAAGAAGAAGGACCGAAAGGACUUUAAGAUGAAGGACGUGAUUAUUAGCGAAAAGCGGAUCCGAAAGAACGAUAAAUACCUCGCCUCGCAGCUGCCUCAUCCGUUCGAGUCGCAGCAUCAGUAUGAGCGGUCCCUGCGGUUGCCCGUCGGCCCUGAAUGGUCGACCAAGGAGACGUUCCAGGACUCCACAAAGCCGCGGGUUAUCAUCAAGCAGGGUAUCAUUGCGCCCAUGUCCAAGCCCAUGUAUUAGGGGAAUGGUGGAUAAACGGGUGCGGUGUUUGAUGGUGUUGCAUAGAGCAGGCACACAAAAAGGGGCCUGCUGGACAUGUAUGCAUGAUAGAGGUGUCCUCGACUUCGAUAGAAAACCUACUCGAUGUAUAGAUCAAAACAUUGUUGGCAGUUGGG